This is a messenger RNA of Setaria italica (foxtail millet), 1101 nucleotides long. RefSeq names its product probable plastid-lipid-associated protein 4, chloroplastic. The record is from RefSeq and is a predicted model, not a curated record. NCBI's taxonomy places the organism in Eukaryota, Viridiplantae, Streptophyta, Magnoliopsida, Poales, Poaceae. The coding region runs from base 129 to 905 and encodes 258 amino acids. The transcript is spliced from 6 exons.
AUCCACCACUCAAAAAAACACGCGAGUACGCGACGCCUUCGCUUGCCUUCUUCGCGAAAUUGCGGUCGCGCCCCCGCGACUCCCACCGCAAUCGCACGCAAAAAUCCCGCUCGCCUCCGCGCCGUGCCAUGGCGCCCGCCUCGCUCAUGCUCUCUCUCCCGCGCGCGCCCGGCGCGCCUCUCGCGCCGCCAGCCGGCCCGGGCACCAGCGUCGCUGCCUGCUCCCACCUUGCCGCGCCGUCGCGAAGGAGAGGGCCGGGCAUCGCGCUCGCCGCGGCACCGGCCAGGCGCCAGGGCGGCAGGUGGAGGGCGGGCGUGUCGUCCUUCUCCUUCCUGCCGUCGUUCUUCACGGGGAAUAAUAGAGGGGAGAAGGACGCCGAGAAGGCGAUGAGGCUCAAGGAGGAGCUCCUCACCGCCAUCGCGCCGCUCGAACGCGGCGCCGAGGCCACGCCCGAGGACAAGGAGCGCGUCGAGCAGAUCGUUCAGCAAUUGGAGGCAGUGAACCAGGUGAAGGAGCCGCUCAAAUCCGAUCUCCUCAACGGCAAAUGGGAGCUUCUCUAUACCACCUCCACAAGCAUACUGCAACCACAGAGGCCAAAGUAUCUUAGGCCAUUUGGGAAGAUUUACCAAGCAAUCAAUGCGGACACCUUGAGAGCCCAAAACAUGGAAACGUGGCCUUACUUUAAUCAGGUUACUGCCAACUUGGUACCUCUUAAUCCUAGAAGAGUGGCAGUUAAGUUUGACUACUUCAAGAUAUUUAGUUUGAUCCCAAUCAAAUCACCUGGAAGUGGUAAAGGUGAACUAGAAAUUACUUAUCUUGAUGAAGAGCUCAGGGUUUCAAGAGGAGACAAGGGAAAUUUGUUUGUACUGAAGAUGGUCGACCCAGCAUACAGAGUUCCAUUGUAAUAAUCUUAAACGAUGCCGCUUUUUGCAGUACUGUCCUAAAAAAGUACAUCACUAUAUAUUUACUAGGUGUCAGCUCUAUGCGUAACAUUCCCUGAGGCAACGUGAUGCAUGUAAAUAUUGAAGAUUCUAUUUGAUACGUACAUAGGAAACCCAGUUGGAAACGGUUGCAGGGCCCAAUACUUAAGCAUAGCUCAUA